Messenger RNA from Fukomys damarensis (Damara mole-rat), 366 nucleotides. Its product is annotated as major facilitator superfamily domain-containing protein 1-like. Bases 15 to 332 code for a protein of 105 amino acids. Gene Ontology annotation, cellular component: lysosome. The record is from RefSeq and is a predicted model, not a curated record. The transcript is spliced from 4 exons. NCBI's taxonomy places the organism in Eukaryota, Metazoa, Chordata, Mammalia, Rodentia, Bathyergidae.
AUCUGUGGAGACUGAUGGAGGAGGAGGAGGAGGAGGAAGCGCGGGCGCUGCUGGCAGGCGGCCCCGAUGAAGCCCGCAGUGGAAUCCCCGCCGCCUCCCGGGCUCUGUCGGCCCUCCGCGACCCCACUCGCCUGGCGCACCGGCUUUUGGUGCUGCUACUGAUGUGCUUUUUUGGCUUCGGUAGCUAUUUUUGCAGUGAUAAUCCUGCUGCCCUUCAGACUCAGAUUCUGUGGGAUAUGCAGGUGAAUACCACAAAAUUCAUGGUGCUGUAUGCCUGGUAUUCGUGGCCCAAUGUAGUUUUGUGUUUCUUGGGUGGAUUUUUGAUAGACUGAGUCUUUGGAAUACGAUGGGGCACAAUUAUUUUUA